UGAAUAAGAAAGUUUGUUUCUAGUGAUUGUAUUCUUUACUAGAAUAUUAUUAUUGGUACACUUGUAAUUAUAGUUUCUUAUAUUAUUUCGUGGAUUUAAUAUCAUGUAACAUAUAUUUGUAAAUGUUUUACAUUUCAAUACACGGAGCCGAUAAAAUCAGUAGCGUCAUUUUUGUUUCUUUCAACUGAUUUUAUAUUUAUAAUAAUGAUUGUUCAACUCGAUGAACCGAUAUUUGUGCAAAAAAACUGGAUCUUUAUUACCUGUCAUUAAUUCAGGUUAAUUUUUUCUCUUGACUUCAUUUAGUAUCACAUAAUUGAAAUGGAGUCAGCAAAUCAGAAUCAGGUACAAAGUGCCUCUAAUAAUGCUGAUACUUCUGAAAACAAGGGAAGUUGUUUAUUACUUCGAUAUGCUAGUCAAAAUUCAUUGGACGAAAGUUCACAAAAGCAUAUACCCCGUGAGAGUGGAAAAGAUAAACCACCAUAUAGAAAUCAUCAUCAUACAAAUCGGGCAUUUGAUGUUAUCAAUGAAAUGAGAAAGAAAAAUUUAUUAUGUGAUGUAAUCUUGGUGGCAGAUGGAGGUUUAGAAGUACCUGCUCAUAAAAUGGUUCUGGCUGCUUGUAGUCCUUAUUUUUAUGCUAUGUUUACCAGUUUUGAGGAAAGAGAUCAAGAAAGGAUAACAUUACAAGGUGUAGAUUAUUCUGCACUUGAAUUAUUGGUAGAUUAUGUAUAUUCUGCAGAAGUUCAUGUCACUGAAGAUAAUGUACAAGUGUUGUUACCAGCUGCAAAUCUUUUACAAUUAACUGAUGUCCGUGAUGCAUGUUGUGAUUUUUUACAAGCUCAAUUACAUCCAUCAAAUUGUUUAGGAAUUCGUGCAUUUGCUGAUCUUCAUAGUUGUUUAGAGUUAUUGUCACAUGCUGAUAGUUAUAUUGAACAACAUUUUUCAGAAGUAGUGGAUGGAGAAGAAUUUUUGACAUUAGCACCACAGCAAGUAGCUAAAUUAAUUUGCAGUGAUCGUUUAAUGGUCCCUUCAGAAGAAAAAGUGUUUGAAUGUGUAAUAUCAUGGGUGCAUCAUGAUUUGGAAAAAAGACAAGCUCAUUUAGCACAAUUAAUGGAACAUGUACGCUUACCUUUAUUAUCCCAAGAAUAUUUAGUACAACGUGUGGAAGAAGAACCACUUCUUAAAGCAAAUUUACAAUGUAAAGAUUUUUUGAUAGAAGCUUUGAAAUAUCAUUUACUUAAAGGAGAACAAAAAUCAUUAUUUAAAACACCUCGUACAAAACCUAGACAACCAAGAGGUUUACCAAAAGUGUUACUAGUUGUAGGAGGACAGGCUCCAAAAGCAAUUAGAAGUGUAGAAUGUUAUGAUUUCAAAGAAGAAAAGUGGUAUCAAGUAUCUGAAUUACCUACGCGUCGUUGUAGAGCUGGUUUAUCCGUCCUCGGUGGUCGUGUAUAUGCUGUUGGUGGAUUUAACGGAUCUCUUAGAGUACGAACAGUAGAUAUUUAUGAUGCAGCUACAGAUCAAUGGUCACCUUGUCCAGAAAUGGAAGCAAGAAGAUCAACACUUGGUGUAGCAGUUCUUGGAAAUUGCAUAUAUGCUGUUGGUGGAUUUGAUGGAUCAACUGGUCUUAAUUCUGCUGAAGUUUAUGAUCCAAGAACUCAUGAAUGGAGGUUUAUUGCACCAAUGUCAACACGUAGAAGUAGUGUUGGAGUGGGAGUUGUUAAGGGAUUAUUAUAUGCUGUUGGUGGUUAUGAUGGAGUAUCCAGACAAUGUUUAUCUAGUGUUGAAUGUUACAAUCCAGAAAAAGAUCAAUGGAAACCUGUGCCUGAUAUGUCUGCACGUCGAAGUGGCGCCGGAGUUGGAGUUUUAGAUGGAAUUCUAUAUGCUGUAGGAGGACAUGAUGGCCCAUUAGUCAGAAAAAGUGUAGAAGCUUUCAAUCCAGAUACUAAUCAAUGGACUCCAGUUAGUGAUAUGGCUCUUUGUCGUAGAAAUGCUGGUGUUGUUGCAUUAAAUGGUCUUUUGUAUGUGGUUGGUGGUGACGAUGGUUCAUCGAGUUUGGCAUCUGUAGAAGUAUAUUCUCCAAGAACGGAUACUUGGACAACUCUUCCAACUUGUAUGGGAAUUGGUCGUAGUUAUGCCGGAGUAGCAAUAAUCGAUAAACCAAUGCCAUCUACAACAUCGAUGUGA
This is a messenger RNA of Apis laboriosa (Himalayan honeybee), 2184 nucleotides long. It is a transcript of the gene kel, whose product is annotated as ring canal kelch homolog. The transcript is spliced from 9 exons. The coding region runs from base 319 to 2184 and encodes 621 amino acids. The record is from RefSeq and is a predicted model, not a curated record. Gene Ontology annotation, molecular function: protein binding. Lineage: Eukaryota; Metazoa; Arthropoda; Insecta; Hymenoptera; Apidae.